AUGUAUAUAAGAUUGUGGACGCUACAAAUUGGUGCCUCAUCCAGAAGACGGAAACAUAUCUCAUUCAAGCCAUCACAUUACCUGCGUCAUCUUCCAUCGUCCAUAAUGCCUGAACUCAAGGGCAGGGCCCUUAUGCUGACGGUCAGCUUGUUGACCUCACUGGGAUUUAUGCUGAUUGGUUACGACAACGGACUCAUGGGUGGGCUUGUCAAUGCUCCAGCAUUCCAGAAGACCUUUGCAAACCCAUCGGCGACGAUGAUUGGUACCAUCGUCGCAAUUUUCGAAAUCGGCUGUUUCAUUGGUGCAAUGACCACAGCGUUUGUGGGAGAAAGGCUGGGACGUCGCAAGAGUAUUGGGAUUGGAGCGGUUAUCAGCUUGAUCGGUGCUAUCCUCCAAGCAACUGCCUUUGGUCGCGCGCAUCUUAUCGUUGGCCGUGUUGUCUCCGGAAUUGGUCUCGGGUUCAUUAACAGCACUGUACCCGUGCUGCAAGCCGAAUUCAGCCCCAAGGCAAGCCGUGGCAUGUAUGUCUGCGCGCAGCUCUCGACUCUCAACUUCGGUAUCCUUGUCGUUUACUGGAUCGACUACGCUUUCGUGAGCCACACCUCGAGCUACGCAUGGAGAGUUCCGACGAUCCUGCAGUGUGUAGUUCUCUUUGUCAUUCUAGGCCUGCUCUUCGUCAUCCCUGAGACGCCCAGAUGGCUGGCUGCGCACGACCGUCCGGAUGAGUGUCUUGCAGUGCUGGCGCGCAUCAAGGGCACGACCGAUCUGAGCGACCCAGAAGUGCAGAGGCUGCACACUGUCAUUGCCGAAACCGUUGCGUACGAGAACUCCCGCCAGGCCGGGUGGAAAGACAUCGUGCGCAAAGAUCCGAUCAAGUCUAGGAGACGCUUUCUCAUUGCUUGCGGUAUCCAGAUCUUUCAACAACUGGGAGGCAUCAACGCAAUUAUUUACUACUCCGGCACACUCUUCGAGAAGAGUAUCGGUUUCGAUACUCACAUGGCUUCGCUCAUGAGCGGCUUUCUCCAGACCUGGUUCUUUGUCGCAUCCUUUAUUCCGUGGUUCCUGAUCGAUAGAAUUGGGCGUAGGCCUCUGCUACUUUCUAUGAUCAGUGUGAUGGCUGCCGUAAUGGCAGUGCAAGCUGCUCUUAUCUACCAAGUGCAGUUCGAAACUUCGAUGGCUAAGAGUGCUGGCAUUGCAGCGGCAGCCAUGCUUUUUAUCUUCCAAGGUGCUUUCACUAUCGGUUUCCAGGCUACUGUUUGGGUAUAUCCAUCCGAAAUCCUGCCCAUGCGUCUGCGACAGCGCGGAUCAGCGAUUUCAACCGCAGCAAACUGGCUUUGUAAUUACGUCAUCGUCCAGAUCACGCCGCCUGCUAUCAACAACAUUGGCUGGCGCACAUACGUUAUUUUCGCUGUGCUGAAUGCAACCUGGGUGCCCAUCAUUUACUUCUUUUUCCCUGAGACGAAAGGCCUCGAGCUGGAGGACGUUGACAAGCUCUUCUCAGGGGAUGAGACUUUAGCCGACCUCAGACGCGAGAAAGGCAUGGAAGAAAUGGAGCGGUAUGAGAACGUUGCAAAAUCGUAA
This is a messenger RNA of Ascochyta rabiei, 1581 nucleotides long. RefSeq lists its product as uncharacterized. Gene Ontology annotation, molecular function: carbohydrate:proton symporter activity. NCBI's taxonomy places the organism in Eukaryota, Fungi, Ascomycota, Dothideomycetes, Pleosporales, Didymellaceae. The transcript has 6 exons. Gene Ontology annotation, cellular component: membrane. The record is from RefSeq and is a predicted model, not a curated record. The coding region runs from base 1 to 1581 and encodes 526 amino acids. Gene Ontology annotation, biological process: carbohydrate transport; transmembrane transport.